Molecule: messenger RNA, 426 nt
Organism: Coccidioides posadasii C735 delta SOWgp
Lineage: Eukaryota; Fungi; Ascomycota; Eurotiomycetes; Onygenales; Onygenaceae
Biological process (GO): negative regulation of transcription by RNA polymerase II; RNA polymerase II preinitiation complex assembly
Cellular component (GO): negative cofactor 2 complex
Molecular function (GO): protein heterodimerization activity; RNA polymerase II general transcription initiation factor activity; TBP-class protein binding
Source: RefSeq, a predicted model, not a curated record
AUGUCUGAUAGAGAGUUUACCAGUAACGAUGACCUCUCACUCCCUAAAGCUACGGUUCAAAAGAUCAUAACCGAGAUCCUGCCCCCAUCGUCAGGGCAAAACUUCGCCAAAGAUGCGCGGGAUCUUCUUAUCGAGUGCUGUGUCGAGUUCAUAACUCUGAUCUCGUCCGAAGCAAAUGAAAUUAGCGAAAAGGAAGCCAAAAAGACGAUUGCUUGCGAACACAUUGAGAAAGCGCUUACGGAUCUUGGAUUUGGAGAUUAUGUGCCCGAUGUAUUGGCCGUGGCGGAGGAGCACAAAGAGCAGUUGAAGUCCCGCGAGAGGCGGACAAACAAAAUCGAGCAGAGCGGGAUGUCUGAGGAACAACUUUAUCAAUUACAGCAAGAGCUUUUCAGGUCGGCUGGUGAGAAAUAUCAUGCAGGUAGUUAA